Messenger RNA from Schistosoma turkestanicum, 2581 nucleotides. The record is from the annotation of a GenBank genome assembly. Lineage: Eukaryota; Metazoa; Platyhelminthes; Trematoda; Strigeidida; Schistosomatidae.
UCACCAAAUAUCCUAAGAAUACUAUUUUUAGAACUGCAAUCCUAUUGGUCGAAUUCUAUUGGCCGAAAUUUUGAUCGUUCUUACCGUCAGGGUCAAAUACUUCAAUGUUACCUCUUAUUGGUCAUCUGGACGGUCAAUGUCAUUCAAAUGUCCUUUUCUAUUGGUCGUCCUAAAUUGUCAAUGUCACAGACGUUGAUGCUUUUUCUUAUUCGACCUUAGUGUAUAAAUACGCGCUAUCUGGAAGACUUAAUAAUUCCGUUUCCCCUGCCUACUUCUUCUGUUUACGACCCAAUAAACAUCUUCCUGCCACGGUGUUACGUUCUGAUUUCUAGGAGAUUUGGGAAAGCCUUUGGGUCGUUUUGUGAUAUUUGAAUUGGACGCCGUUAGGACUGAAGAUUUACGUAGCCGCGUUCACAACAAAUUUGGCGACGGGUUGGUGACUAAUUAUGGAUCCAGCUACAUUAGAAAAAUUGUUUGCACAGCAGCUGAAGCUGAUGGAGAUGCUUACUCAGACGCACAUCUCUUCUCAAGUCUCAUCUACACCAACAAUUCCUCAGUCAGUUGAUGGUAUGACCAGUAGUAUUUCUGAGUUUCUGUAUGAUCCUGACGCCAAUAUUACAUUUGAUACUUGGUUCAUGCGUUAUGAAGAUCUUUUCAAAGUUGAUUUUGCUGACAAAGAUGAUUCCUGGAAGGUGCGUCUUCUCCUUCGAAAACUUGGUCCGUCAGAACUGGACAAGUAUCGCAACUACAUUCUACCGCAGAACCCACGUGACAGAUCAUUCGAUGCUACGGUUCAGUCCCUCAGCAAACUUUUUGGGGAUCAGCAUUCUAUUUUCAAUACACGUUAUCGUUGUUUAAAACUAGUCAUGAAUGAGUCCGAUGACUUCUUGACUCAUGUUGGUAUUGUCAACCGCGAGUGUGAACGGUUCAAACACAGAUCCCUUACUGAUGACCAAUUCAAAUCUCUCAUAUUCAUAUGCAGUCUACAAUCACCCAAAUUCUCAGACAUCAGAACUCGAUUGCUUAACCGCCUCGAACAAGACCCAACACUGACACUCGAUGCUAUCGCUGAUGAGUACCAACGCAUCACCAACUUACAGUGUGACACCACUUUGGUUCAAUCUGGGAGCCAGGGUGGUUACGAAGUUCACGUUGUUCAGCAGCAGAACAAAUCUUCUAGAUCGAAAACCUUUGGUCGUUCGAAUGCCAGUUCUGAUUCUAAUCACUCAAAAUCAGCGCAUAAGAAGCCUCCCUCACCAUGUUGGCACUGUGGAGACUGGCAUUACGUGAAAUUUUGUCCAUUCAAGCACCAUGUGUGCAAUCGCUGUCAGAAAAUUGGUCAUAAAAGCGGUUUUUGCCAAUCAACCCAAUUCAUUUUCCGGCGAAAUUCACAGUCGCAGCGCCGUUAUCCCAGAAAGCCGUUGGCUGCAUCUAGGAGUUUAGCAGCAGUCUUUCACACCGAUGCUUCUACUCGACGCAAAUUUCUGACCCUCUCGAUCAAUGGUCAGCUGGUUCGAAUGCAGUUGGAUACUGCAUCAGAUAUCACUAUUCUGUCAGAAGAGACUUGGCGAACCUUGGGUCAACCACGCAUCAAACCAUCAUCGCAGAUAGUUGUCAGUGCCUGUGGGGGUCACCUUCGUCUUCGUGGUAAACUUGAUUGCUGUGUUUCGUUCAGAGAUACAACCUUCAAUGGAACAUGCUAUAUCAACAAGUCUCCUCACAACCUUCUGGGGUUAGAUUGGUUCGAAAAACUUGGUCUCGCUGAUCUUCCCAUCAAUACUGUCUGCAAUCAAGUAAAAACUCCUGCCGUUACACAACAGCAUGCUGCAGAUUUUCAAAAACGACUCACUGAACCGCUUCAGCCUGGUAUCGGACUGCAGCCAGUUGCCAUGCCUGAAGAAAAUGUGAUCUCAGAUAACUUGUGUGACAUCACCAUGCAUGUCAAGUCCCAACAUAAAGCAAACUGGGGUGAUGGAGAAAACCAUGAUACAAUAAACAGAAAAAGAUAUUCACGUGACUCCAUUCUUUCUUGUAAAUCUUCAAGCGUCGAAGUGAAGCUAGUAAAUGAUAAGGAUAUCAUGAAAAGCCUUUCAAAUACCAAAAGACCUCGUGAUCAACUAAGGCCAGGGGGAGAUAAAGAGAAAGGUAAAAUUACGAAGCGUCUCCCACUCUGUUUGCUGUUGGAUACUUAUCAAGUUCCGCCAAUACCUCCAACAGACACUAUCGAGUCAUCUACUCAAACAGAACAUCCUACAGCUCCAGGGAUUUUAUCUCCGAGGUGGUCGAAACGCAAGCGAAGAAAAUCAAGUAAUUUCAAGUAAACCCUCGGCUGUGUCGCUGUUAUUUUUUCUUUUUUUUUUUAUUCCAGAGGGAGGUGUUAGGAUAUUCACCAAAUAUCCUAAGAAUACUAUUUUUAGAACUGCAAUCCUAUUGGUCGAAUUCUAUUGGCCGAAAUUUUGAUCGUUCUUACCGUCAGGGUCAAAUACUUCAAUGUUACCUCUUAUUGGUCAUCUGGACGGUCAAUGUCAUUCAAAUGUCCUUUUCUAUUGGUCGUCCUAAAUUGUCAAUGUCACAGACGUUG